CUGCAAAUCAUAAUUCCCUUUAUAGAAACUGUUCGAAAUCUCUACAGUUCUUCCAACACUUCAGUGAGUAAUGAUGGCAAAAAUUGGGAGGGACGGCAAAUUCGCGAGUCUGUCGAAGUGUAUUCUGCGAGGAGGCAUCCACGACAACGUAGUUCGGUAAAACGACGAAUUAUGCCCCAGCCAAAUAUACCAAUCGUUCUGGGUCCUUCAAAACACUCGGCGGAAGCUCUUGCAUUAUCGAGUAGUUUACAUGGAUCAGGUGAGUUAUUCAUUCAUACAAAGAGAGAGAGGGGGGCUAUGCCAGCAGAGGAUAGUCGAAGACGAAUGAAGAACAUGACUGUUGAAUUUUCCCGUUAA
Rodentolepis nana is the source of this 357-nucleotide messenger RNA. Lineage: Eukaryota; Metazoa; Platyhelminthes; Cestoda; Cyclophyllidea; Hymenolepididae. The record is from the annotation of a GenBank genome assembly.